This is a messenger RNA of Cynocephalus volans (Philippine flying lemur), 5028 nucleotides long. RefSeq lists its product as uncharacterized. The transcript has a single exon. Gene Ontology annotation, molecular function: nucleic acid binding; aspartic-type endopeptidase activity; RNA-DNA hybrid ribonuclease activity. Gene Ontology annotation, biological process: virion assembly; DNA integration; proteolysis. NCBI's taxonomy places the organism in Eukaryota, Metazoa, Chordata, Mammalia, Dermoptera, Cynocephalidae. The annotation marks the transcript as partial. The record is from RefSeq and is a predicted model, not a curated record.
AUGGGACAAGGUACUUCUACCCCUCUCUCUCUCACUCUAGAUCACUGGAAAGAUGUAAAGACCAGGGCUCAUAACCAAUCCGUGGAAAUCAAAAAAGGAAAAUGGCAGACUCUCUGCUCUUCCGAAUGGCCUACAUUCGGCAUAGGGUGGCCGCCAGAAGGAACCUUUAAUCUCUCUGUCCUUUUUGCAGUUAAAAAGAUUGUCUUCCAGGAAACCGGAGGACAUCCAGACCAAGUCCCAUACAUUGUGGUGUGGCUGGACCUCGCCCAGAGCCCUCCUCCGUGGGUGCCACCCUCCGUCAAGGUCGCUGUUGCCUCUGGCCCAGAAAAUUCUCGAGGACCACUUACAAGGAGGCCCUCCGCUCCUCCCCCAAUCCCCAUUUAUCCCGCAACAGACGAUUUACUCCUUAUGUCUGAACCCCCGCCUUACCCGGCAGCACUGCCACCUCCCUUGGCCCCCCAAGCGGUCGGACCGGCGCCGAGCCAGGCGCCCGAUACUUCUGACCUUGGGGGACUAGCCGCCAGGACCAGGAGCCGUCGCGUCCGUAGCCCGGCGGACGACUCGGGUCCUGACUCCACUGUGGUUUUGCCCCUCCGAGCCGUGGGACCCCCGGCCGAGCCCAACGGCCUGGUCCCUCUACAAUAUUGGCCUUUCUCCUCAGCAGACCUCUAUAAUUGGAAGUCUAACCAUCCUUCUUUCUCUGAGAACCCAGCAGGACUCACAGGGCUCCUUGAAUCUCUUAUGUUUUCCCAUCAGCCAACUUGGGACGACUGUCAACAACUUUUACAGAUUCUAUUCACCACUGAGGAGCGAGAAAGGAUCCUCCUGGAGGCUCGCAAGAACGUCCUCGGGGACAACGGGGCCCCUACUCAGCUCGAGAACCUCAUUAAUGAGGCUUUUCCCCUUAAUCGGCCCCAGUGGGAUUACAACACGGCCGCAGGUAGGGAGCGUCUCCUGGUCUACCGCCGGACUCUAGUGGCAGGUCUCAAAGGGGCAGCCCGGCGCCCCACUAAUUUGGCCAAGGUAAGAGAGGUCUUGCAGGGACCGGCUGAACCCCCUUCGGUUUUUUUAGAACGUCUAACCGAGGCCUAUAGGAGAUAUACUCCGUUUGACCCCUCUUCUGAGGGGCAGCAGGCUGCAGUUGCCAUGGCCUUCAUCGGGCAGUCAGCCCCAGAUAUUAAAAGGAAGUUACAGAGGCUAGAAGGGCUCCAAGACUAUUCCUUACAAGAUUUAGUAAGGGAGGCAGAAAAAGUGUAUCAUAAGAGAGAGACAGAAGAAGAGAGACAAGACAGAGAAAAAAAGGAGGCAGAAGAAAGGGAAAGACGACGCGAUAAGCGCCAAGAGAAAAAUUUAACUAGGAUUCUGGCCGCAGUAGUAGGUGAAAGAGAGUCUAGAGACAGGAAGGCAGAAAACCUGAGCAACCGGGCGAGGCAGACACCUAGGGAAAGAAGACCCCCCCUGGACAGAGACCAGUGCGCAUACUGUAAAGAAAAGGGGCAUUGGGCAAGAGAAUGUCCCCAAAAGAAAAACAUCCGGAAAGCCAAAGUUCUGUCCCUAGAUGACUAGGGGAGUCGGGGUUCGGAUCCCCUCCCCGAACCUAGGGUAAUGCUGACUGUGGAGGGGACCCCCAUCGAGUUCCUAGUCGACACUGGGGCUGAGCACUCGGUAUUGACCCAGCCUCUGGGUAAAGUAGGGUCCAGACGGACAGUUGUGGAAGGGGCAACAGGCAGUAAAAUCUACCCCUGGACCACAAAGAGACUUUUAAAGAUUGGACAUAAACAAGUGACCCACUCCUUCCUGGUCAUACCCGAGUGCCCUGCUCCUCUGUUAGGCAGGGACCUCCUAACCAAACUAAAAGCCCAGAUCCAGUUCUCGGCUGAGGGUCCACAAGUAACGUGGGAUGAUCGCCCUACUAUGUGCCUGGUCCUAAGCUUAGAAGAAGAAUACCGGCUACAUGAAAGACCAGUUCCCUCCUCUAUUGAUCCGUCCUGGCUCCAGCUUUUUCCCUCUGUAUGGGCCGAGAAAGCAGGCAUGGGACUGGCCAAACAAGUCCCACCAGUAAUAGUAGAACUAAAAUCAGGUGCCUCACCGGUGACUGUUCGUCAAUACCCAAUGAGCAAGGAGGCCCAAGAAGGCAUCAGGCCUCACAUCCAAAGAUUCUUAAACCUAGGAGUCCUGGUGCCCUGUCAGUCGCCCUGGAAUACCCCUCUGUUGCCUGUAAAAAAGUCAGGGACCAAUGACUAUCGGCCAGUCCAAGACCUGAGGGAAAUUAAUAAGAGGGUGCAGGAUAUACAUCCUACCGUCCCAAAUCCUUACAGCCUCCUGAGCUCCCUCCCGCCUAGCCACACCUGGUAUUCAGUCCUGGAUCUUAAGGACGCCUUCUUCUGCCUCAGGCUACAUCCCAACAGCCAGCCGUUGUUCGCGUUUGAGUGGAGGGACCCAGAAAAAGGCACCACAGGUCAGCUGACCUGGACCCGGCUGCCACAGGGGUUUAAGAACUCUCCCACCAUCUUCGACGAAGCCCUCCACCGGGAUUUGGCUCCCUUUAGGGCCCUCAACUCCCAGGUAAUAUUACUCCAAUAUGUGGACGACCUCCUGGUGGCGGCCCCCACAUACAAGGACUGCAAAGAAGGGACACAAAAACUCCUACAAGAGUUAAGUAGGUUGGGAUAUCGGGUAUCAGCUAAAAAGGCCCAGCUCUGCCAGAGAGAGGUCACCUAUCUGGGGUAUCUGCUCAAAGAGGGAAAAAGGUGGCUGACCCCGGCUCGAAAGGCUACUGUUAUGAAAAUUCCUACCCCCACGACCCCUAGACAGGUUCGUGAGUUCUUGGGUACUGCUGGAUUCUGCAGGCUUUGGAUCCCUGGGUUCGCCACCCUAGCUGCACCCUUGUACCCCUUGACAAAAGAGGGCAACUCUUUUAUUUGGACUGAGGAACAUCAGAGGGCUCUUGAUUACAUAAAAAAAGCCUUGCUGUCAGCCCCUGCUCUGGCCCUCCCGGAUCUCACCAAACCAUUCACUCUAUAUGUAGAUGAAAGAGCCGGCGUAGCCCGGGGAGUGCUCACUCAGGCUCUAGGGCCCUGGCGGCGGCCGGUAGCCUAUCUAUCAAAAAAACUAGAUCCGGUGGCCAGCGGGUGGCCAACCUGCCUGAAAGCGGUUGCAGCCGUUGCGCUCCUUCUCAAAGACGCUGAUAAACUGACUCUGGGGCAAAACGUGACUGUGAUUGCUUCCCAUAGCCUCGAAAGCAUCGUGCGGCAGCCCCCCGACCGAUGGAUGACCAACGCUAGGAUGACUCAUUACCAGAGCUUACUACUGAAUGAAAAGGUAACAUUCGCUCCCCCUGCCAUCCUAAACCCAGCUACUCUACUACCAGCCGAACCGGAAGCCACCCCAGUGCACAGGUGUUCCGAGAUCCUCGCCGAAGAAACUGGGACUCGCCAGGACCUCAAGGAUCAGCCAUUGCCUGGGGUGCCAACCUGGUAUACGGACGGUAGUAGUUUUAUUGUGGAAGGUAGACGGCGGGCAGGGGCCGCCAUCGUAGAUGGCCAGCGGACGGUGUGGGCGAGCAGCUUGCCGGAAGGUACGUCAGCUCAAAGGGCCGAACUGGUGGCUUUGACCCAGGCGUUGCGCCUGGCUGAAGGAAAAAACAUCAACAUCUAUACAGACAGCAGGUACGCUUUCGCCACUGCUCAUGUUCAUGGGGCAAUAUAUAAACAAAGGGGGCUGCUCACUUCGGCUGGAAAAGACAUUAAAAACAAAGAAGAAAUUUUGGCCCUGCUAGAGGCCAUCCACCUCCCCAAACAGGUCGCUAUUAUCCACUGCCCCGGCCACCAGAAGGGAAGCGACCCUGUAGCCACCGGAAACCGGAGGGCCGAUGAGGCUGCAAAACAAGCCGCCCUGUCGACCAGAGUGCUGGCAGAAACUACCAAACCUCAAGAGCCAAUCGAACCCGCCCAGACAAAGGCCAAGCUAGGAGAACUCACCCCUGACCAAGGAAAAGAAUUCAUUCAACGGCUACACCGGCUGACGCACUUGGGACCAGCAAAACUUCUCCAAUUGAUAAAUCGCACCAGCCUCCUCAUCCCAAACCUCUCGUCUGCAGUUCGCGAAGUCGCCAGUCAGUGUCAAGCUUGUGCCAUGACUAAUGCGGUCGCAACCUACCGAGAGACCGGAAAAAGACAACGAGGAGAUCGACCCGGCGUAUACUGGGGAGUAGACUUCACAGAGAUAAAGCCUGGUCGGUAUGGAAACAGGUAUCUGCUGGUAUUUAUAGAUACUUUCUCUGGAUGGGUAGAAGCUUUUCCUACCAAGACUGAAACGGCCCUGACCGUCUGCAAAAAGAUAUUAGAAGAAAUCCUACCCCGCUUCGGGAUCCCUAAGGUACUCGGGUCAGAUAACGGCCCAGCCUUUGUUGCUCAGGUAAGUCAGGGACUGGCCACUCAACUGGGGAUACAAUGGAAAUUACAUUGUGCGUAUAGACCCCAGAGCUCAGGACAGGUAGAAAGAAUGAACAGGACAAUCAAAGAGACCUUGACUAAAUUAGCCUUAGAGACCGGUGGAAAAGAUUGGGUGGCUCUCCUUCCUUUAGCGCUGCUCAGAGCCAGGAACACCCCUGGCCGGUUUGGUCUAACUCCCUAUGAAAUUCUCUAUGGGGGACCGCCCCCUAUACUUGGGUUUGGAGAGACGUUGGGUCCUGAUGAUAAUUUCUUUCCUGUCUUAUUCACUCAUUUAAAGGCUUUAGAAGUUGUAAAAACCCAGAUCUGGGACCAGAUCAAGGAGGUAUACGAGCCAGGCGCCGUGGCCAUCCCUCAUCCGUUCCAGGUCGGAGACCAAGUGCUUGUUAGGCGCCAUCGGACCGGCAGCCUUGAGCCUCGGUGGAAAGGCCCGUACCUGGUGCUGCUGACCACACCAACAGCGGUAAAAGUGGACGGUAUUGCGGCCUGGGUCCAUGCUUCUCACCUCAAGCCUGCGCCACCCUCCAUACCAGAUGAAUCCUGGGAGCUGGAAAGGACUGAUAAUCCUCUUAAGCUG